UGGACCCCAGCACCUGACCUGGGCCUGCUUGCCCUGCAGGACGAGCAGAGAAGGGAGUUCCUCCGUGACAAGUAAUUAUGUGCUGUGAGUGGCUGAGAUGCUGCGGUGGGGGAGAGCCCAGGCCCCGCACGGUCUGGCUGGGGCACCCCGAGAAGAGGGACCAGAGGUACCCCCGAAAUGUCAUCAACAACCAGAAGUACAACUUCUUCACCUUUCUUCCUGGGGUGCUGUUCAACCAGUUCAAGUACUUCUUCAACCUCUAUUUCUUACUCCUCGCCUGCUCGCAGUUUGUACCUGAAAUGAGACUCGGUGCGCUCUACACCUACUGGGUCCCCCUGGGCUUCGUGCUGGCCGUCACCAUCAUCCGAGAGGCGGUGGAGGAAAUCCGAUGCUACCUGCGGGACAAGGAAGUCAACUCCCAGGUCUACAGCCGGCUCACAGUGAGAGGGACCGUGAAGGUGAAGAGUGCCAACAUCCAAGUGGGAGACCUGAUCAUCGUCGAAAAGAACCAGCGGGUGCCUGCUGACAUGAUCUUCCUGAGGACAUCAGAAAAGAACGGGUCUUGCUUCCUGCGGACGGAUCAGCUGGACGGGGAGACGGACUGGAAGCUGCGGCUCCCGGUGGCCUGCACGCAGAGGCUCCCCACGGCCGCCGAUCUUCUUCAGAUUCGAUCGUAUAUCUACGCGGAGGAGCCGAGCAUCGACAUCCACAAUUUUGUGGGAACAUUUACCAGGGAGGACAGCGACCCUUCGAUCAGCGAGAGCCUGAGCAUCGAGAACGCGCUGUGGGCCGGCACCGUCAUCGCCUCAGGAACUGUUGUGGGUGUUGUUCUUUACACGGGCAGAGAACUCCGGAGUGUCAUGAAUACCUCCAAUCCCCGAAGUAAGAUUGGCCUGUUUGACCUGGAAGUGAACUGUCUCACGAAGAUCCUCUUUGGUGCUCUGGUGGUGGUGUCACUGGUCAUGGUGGCCCUUCAGCACUUCGCUGGACGCUGGUACCUGCAGAUCAUCCGCUUCCUCCUCCUGUUUUCCAACAUCAUUCCCAUCAGUUUGCGUGUGAACCUGGACAUGGGCAAGAUCGUGUACAGCUGGGUGAUUCGAAGGGAUUCAAAAAUCCCGGGCACGGUGGUCCGCUCCAGCACGAUCCCUGAGCAGCUGGGGAGGAUCUCUUACCUGCUCACGGACAAGACAGGAACUCUUACCCAGAACGAGAUGGUUUUCAAGCGGCUCCACCUGGGCACAGUGGCCUACGGCCUCGACUCCAUGGACGAAGUGCAGAGCCACAUCUUCAGCAUCUACACCCAGCAGUCCCAGGACCCGCCUGCUCAGAAGGGCCCCACCAUCACCACCAAGGUCCGGCGGACCAUGAGCAGCCGCGUGCACGAGGCCGUGAAGGCCAUCGCACUCUGCCACAACGUGACCCCCGUGUACGAGUCCAACGGCGUGACCGACCAGGCCGAGGCCGAGAAGCAGUAUGAAGACUCGUGCCGUGUGUACCAGGCGUCCAGCCCGGACGAGGUGGCCCUGGUACAGUGGACCGAAAGUGUGGGCUUAACCCUGGUGGGCCGGGACCAGUCUUCCAUGCAGCUGAGGACCCCUGGCGACCAGAUCCUGAACUUCACCAUCUUGCAAAUCUUCCCUUUCACCUACGAGAGCAAGCGCAUGGGCAUCAUCGUGAGGGAUGAAUCAACGGGGGAAAUUACCUUCUACAUCAAGGGAGCUGACGUCGUCAUGGCUGGCAUCGUGCAGUACAACGACUGGCUGGAGGAAGAGUGUGGGAACAUGGCCCGAGAGGGGCUGCGGGUGCUCGUGGUGGCGAAGAAGUCUCUGGCCGAGGAGCAGUAUCAGGACUUCGAGGCUCGCUACGUGCAGGCCAAGCUGAGCGUGCACGACCGUUCCCUCAAAGUGGCCACGGUGAUCGAGAGCCUGGAGAUGGAGAUGGAGCUGCUGUGCCUGACGGGGGUGGAAGACCAGCUGCAGGCAGACGUGAGGCCCACGCUGGAGACGCUGCGGAACGCCGGCAUCAAGGUUUGGAUGCUGACGGGGGACAAGCUGGAGACAGCCACAUGCACAGCGAAGAACGCGCAUCUGGUGACCAGAAACCAAGACAUCCACGUGUUUCGGCUGGUGACCAACCGCGGCGAGGCCCACCUGGAGCUGAACGCCUUCCGCAGGAAACACGACUGUGCCCUGGUCAUCUCUGGAGACUCCCUGGAGAUCUGCCUCAAGUACUACGAGUACGAGUUCAUGGAGCUGGCCUGCCAGUGCCCGGCCGUGGUCUGCUGUCGCUGCGCCCCCACGCAAAAGGCCCAGAUCGUGCGUCUGCUGCAGGAGCGCACGGGGAAGCUCACCUGUGCAGUAGGUGACGGCGGCAAUGACGUCAGUAUGAUUCAGGAGUCUGACUGCGGCGUGGGCGUCGAGGGGAAGGAAGGAAAACAGGCCUCGCUGGCUGCAGACUUCUCCAUCACCCAGUUCAAGCACCUCGGCCGCUUGCUCAUGGUGCACGGCCGGAACAGCUACAAGCGCUCGGCCGCCCUCAGCCAGUUCGUGAUCCACAGGAGCCUGUGCAUCAGCACCAUGCAGGCUGUCUUCUCCUCUGUGUUUUACUUUGCAUCCGUUCCUCUGUACCAAGGAUUCCUCAUCAUUGGGUACUCCACCAUCUACACCAUGUUCCCUGUGUUUUCUCUGGUCCUGGACAAAGACGUCAAGUCAGAAGUUGCCAUGCUGUAUCCUGAGCUCUACAAGGAUCUCCUCAAGGGACGGCCAUUGUCCUACAAGACAUUCUUAAUAUGGGUUUUGAUCAGCAUCUAUCAAGGGAGCACCAUCAUGUACGGGGCGCUGCUGCUCUUCGAGUCGGAGUUCGUGCACAUCGUGGCGAUUUCCUUCACGUCGCUGAUCCUCACGGAGCUGCUGAUGGUGGCCCUGACCAUCCAGACCUGGCACUGGCUCAUGACGGUGGCCGAGCUGCUCAGCCUGGCCUGCUACAUCGCCUCCCUGGUGUUCCUACACGAAUUCAUCGAUGUGUACUUCAUCGCCACUCUGUCCUUCCUGUGGAAAGUCUCUGUUAUCACCCUGGUCAGCUGCCUGCCCCUCUACAUCCUCAAGUACCUGCGCAGACGGUUCUCCCCGCCCAGCUACUCCAAGCUCACCUCGUAGGCUGUGUGCGCGGUGGCGGGCGUCUGGUCCCUGCUCUCCUGCCGGACAGAGUUCAGUCCGUUCGUCCUGACCGCCCGAGGGCUCUGCAGGAGGGGCUGCACGUGCGGUGUGGACGAGAAGAGGCUCUGCCUGGAGUCCUGCCCGAGUACACGGGAGGGAGGCCCAAGGAGCCCGCGGCCUGUGUGAACCCCAUGGUUCUGCCUGGAGUGAAUGUGAAUGUGUCCCCGUGGGUGGCUCAGCCAAGAGAUUUAUACGCGGGUCACUGUGCAAGCGUCCUUAUGACUUGAAUUUCGUUGUCAUGUGAUAAAGUUUCUGUCUAGUUGGAGAUUGUAGAGGACUUUUGGUUGGUUGGUUUUUUUCAACAAUCCUAACGUGUGUGCA
Messenger RNA from Myotis davidii, 3536 nucleotides. It is a transcript of the gene ATP9A, whose product is annotated as ATPase, class II, type 9A. Gene Ontology annotation, cellular component: trans-Golgi network; plasma membrane; endosome. The record is from RefSeq and is a predicted model, not a curated record. Gene Ontology annotation, molecular function: ATP hydrolysis activity; ATPase-coupled intramembrane lipid carrier activity; ATP binding. Lineage: Eukaryota; Metazoa; Chordata; Mammalia; Chiroptera; Vespertilionidae. The transcript has 28 exons. Gene Ontology annotation, biological process: phospholipid translocation; retrograde vesicle-mediated transport, Golgi to endoplasmic reticulum; endocytosis. Bases 78 to 3155 code for a protein of 1025 amino acids.